This is a messenger RNA of Aegilops tauschii subsp. strangulata, 582 nucleotides long. The record is from RefSeq and is a predicted model, not a curated record. Lineage: Eukaryota; Viridiplantae; Streptophyta; Magnoliopsida; Poales; Poaceae.
AUGCGUUGGCCGCGCCAAAAGCCGACGCCGCUCGCCGCGCUUCUCCCUGCGCUCGCCGCCCGCGCCCCGUUGCCCGCCUUGCCGCGCCCGUGGCCGCCUCACCGCCCGCGCUCCUCCCUGCGCUCGCCGCCCCGCGCCGCAGCGCCAGCUCGCCGCCGCGCCCCGCCGUGGUUGUCCCGCCGCACCAGCUCGCAGCGGCGCCUCGGCGCCCGCCGCCCCCUGCGUGCGCGCCCGCGCCAUGGCGGCAUGCAGCCGCGCCCGCGUCAUGGUCGCCGGCAGUCGCGCUCCGCGCCCGCGCACGCCGCCCGCAGCCGCGCCCCGCACCCGCGCACGCCGUCUCCUGCGCUCGCCGCGGCGCCCGGCCCGCGCGCGCUCGCCCGGCUCCUCCCUGGGCACGCCGCCCGCAGCCGCACCCCGCACCCGCGCACGCCGCCCCCCGCGCUUGCCGCGGCGCCCGGCCCGCGCGCUCGCCCGGCCCCUCCUGAGGCCGCGCCCGCACGCCUGGCCCGCGCCCGCUCGCCGCUGCGCCCCCGCGCGCGCCUGCUCUUCCGCUGGCCCUCCCCGCCUCGCCGCGCCCUGUGA